CCGUCCUCAAUCACCGCACACCCAUUCCACCUCCUCCCACAAUCCACGCACUCCUUCUCCUUCCUUCCACCGGCCUCUCCGCAACCAACCCAGAUGAUGCUUAGGGUUUCCCCGUCCCCGGCCGCCGCCGCCGCCGCGGCCAGCCAUCCGUCUGCACCUGCCGCAGCCCCCGCUUCGGUCAGGGUGGCGGCGCCGCGCGUCUCGCCGCCCUUUGGGACGGCUUGCAGGGCCGCCGGGAAGGGCAAGGAGGUGCUCAGUGGGGUCGUCUUCCAGCCCUUCGAGGAGAUCAAGGGGGAGCUCUCCCUCGUGCCCCAGACACCCGACAAGUCCCUCGCGCGCCAAAAGUUCGUCGACGAAUGCGAGGCCGCCAUCAACGAGCAGAUCAAUGUGGAGUACAAUGCCUCCUAUGCCUACCACUCCCUCUUCGCCUACUUCGACCGUGACAACGUCGCUCUCAAGGGAUUUGCCAAGUUCUUCAAGGAAUCAAGUGAUGAGGAGAGGGAGCACGCUGAAAAGCUCAUGAAGUACCAAAACACACGUGGAGGGAGGGUGAGGCUCCAGUCCAUUGUCACACCCUUAACAGAGUUCGACCACCCUGAGAAAGGCGAUGCUUUGUAUGCUAUGGAGCUGGCUCUGGCUCUGGAAAAGCUGGUUAAUGAGAAGCUGCACAACCUGCACGCUGUGGCCACAAGGUGCAAUGAUCCUCAGCUGACAGACUUCAUCGAGAGUGAAUUCCUUGCGGAUCAGGUCGAAGACAUCAAGAAGAUCUCCGAGUACGUUGCCCAGCUGAGGAGAGUGGGCAAGGGGCACGGGGUGUGGCACUUUGACCAGAAGCUGCUUGAGGAAGAGGCCUGAAGGAAGGAAACACCGUGGAGUAGGGUUGGAAGGUGCUCAAGGAAAGAGGAGUGAGAUGACAAAGUUAUGCAGCGGGGGUAACCAAGCGCUGGGUGAGGGUCUUUUUCAUUGGGUGUAGGGUUGUAGUAGCAGUAGGACUUUUGUUGCGUAGAUGGUUCCAUGGCCUCCUGCAGGGAACAUGAUGCCUGAAAAGCAGUAGAACUUGUGAUGUUAUUGCUGUGGUUUGGGGUGCUCUGUUGCCAUUGCCACCCCUUGGGAUUAUUGGAAAUAAAACAUGGCGAUAUGUGUUGCAAUCUUGAUGAAUAAAUGGUACCCCUUCUCUGAUA
Messenger RNA from Setaria italica (foxtail millet), 1181 nucleotides. Its product is annotated as ferritin-1, chloroplastic. Gene Ontology annotation, molecular function: ferrous iron binding; ferric iron binding. Gene Ontology annotation, cellular component: cytoplasm. NCBI's taxonomy places the organism in Eukaryota, Viridiplantae, Streptophyta, Magnoliopsida, Poales, Poaceae. The coding region runs from base 94 to 855 and encodes 253 amino acids. The transcript has 8 exons. Gene Ontology annotation, biological process: intracellular iron ion homeostasis; iron ion transport. The record is from RefSeq and is a predicted model, not a curated record.